Messenger RNA from Penicillium cataractarum, 1041 nucleotides. RefSeq names its product septin aspD (gene aspD). Lineage: Eukaryota; Fungi; Ascomycota; Eurotiomycetes; Eurotiales; Aspergillaceae. Gene Ontology annotation, biological process: cytoskeleton-dependent cytokinesis. The record is from RefSeq and is a predicted model, not a curated record. Gene Ontology annotation, molecular function: GTPase activity; molecular adaptor activity; GTP binding. The transcript is spliced from 6 exons. Bases 1 to 1041 code for a protein of 346 amino acids. Gene Ontology annotation, cellular component: septin complex; septin ring; cell division site.
AUGGCCGCCGCUACCAGCGCUGCUUCGGCUCAGCAGCCCACCGUCUUCCCCCACAGCCACGUCGGUUUCGACAGCAUCACCUCCCAGAUUGAGCGGAAGCUGUUGAAGCGUGGUUUCCAGUUCAAUGUCAUGUGUGUUGGACAAACUGGCCUGGGUAAAUCCACUCUGGUCAACACCAUCUUCGCAUCCCACCUGAUCGACUCCAAGGGUCGUCUUACCCCCAACGAGCCCGUGCGCUCCACUACCGAGAUCCAGACUGUUUCGCACAUCAUUGAGGAGAACGGUGUCCGCCUCCGCCUGAACAUUGUCGACACACCUGGCUACGGUGACCAGGUCAACAAUGACCGCUGCUGGGACCCCAUUGUCAAGUACAUCAAGGAUCAGCACUCCGCAUACCUUCGCAAGGAGCUCACUGCUCAGCGUGAGCGCUACAUUCAAGAUACCCGUAUCCACUGCUGCUUGUUCUUCAUCCAGCCCUCAGGCCAUGCUCUCAAGCCCAUCGAUAUCGUUGUCCUGAAGAAGCUGUCCGAUGUCGUCAAUGUCGUUCCCGUUAUCGCCAAGGCCGACUCCCUCACCCUCGACGAGCGCCAGGCUUUCAAGGAGCGUAUCAAGGAGGAGUUCGCUUUCCACAACCUGAAGAUGUACCCCUACGAUAACGACGAGCUGGACGAUGAGGAGCGUGCCAUCAACGCUCAGAUUAAGGACAUUAUCCCCUUCUCCGUCGUCGGCAGUGAGAAGACCAUCGUUGUCAACGGCAAGCAGGUUCGCGGCCGCCAGAACCGCUGGGGUGUCAUCAACGUCGAGGACGAGACCCACUGCGAGUUCGUCUACCUGCGCAACUUCCUGACCCGCACCCACCUCCAGGAUCUGGUCGAGACUACCAGCCAAAUCCACUACGAGACCUUCCGUGCUAAGCAGCUGUUGGCUCUGAAGGAGAGCAGCGCCGCCGGUGGCCACUCUGGUGGCAGCCGGCCCAUCAGCCCCUCUGCGGACCGCGAGCUCAGCCGCAACUCCCAACGGGCGGCCAUGAACGGCUACUAA